AUGGGUGUGGAGAGAAGGCCUUGGCUAACGCCAAAUACGCAGCAACACGUGGGCCUGGAUUCUGCCUCCAUAGGACACAAGCAGUCAGGAUCCCCACACCUGAUAGCCCUACACCUUAAUGAGGACCCACCGGUCAGAGGAAGAGCUAACGAGGGGGGUGAAACCCAUAAAGGGAGGCCCCAAAAGAGGUGCAAAAGUGAUGCAGCUGGGGACGUGCAUGGGGAAGGGCUGGUGUGGGCAUCGCUCUGCCCUUACACCUCACCUCGGGGAGGGUCUGAGGCCUCGGGAAAGACCCGUGUGAGUGGAGAAACCGUGGAUGUGCCCAGCCCUUCACACCACAAGGAUAAUUCAGUCCUGUGGGGAAACGCGGUGCCUGCCCCCGAGGAUCUCGCACCGCGAUGGGCCCAGUACAGGAGCAACCGGCACUUCAGCUCUGCUGGAACGAAGCGGCGUGGAGAUGGCAGGGGUGUAAAUCAGCCCCUUCCUCGCUCUGCCGCAGCCAUCCGCCCUCGGUUUUGCAGUGUGCCAUGCCCUGGGCUCGCCCCUUGCUGGGGCUGGGUCCCAGCAGCCCACCAGGCUUCAGUCCUGCUGGAAAUGGCAGCGCAUCGCUGCUCGCUGGGCACCCGUCAGGCUAAAUCACCAAGGAUAAAAAGGCAGAGAUGUGGGGAAAUGGGGCCAGCGUGUACGAGAGCUGAGUGUGCAGCUGGAUUGCCCACCAAGCCCUGCACCUGCAGAGGGCUGGAGCUGCCCUGCUGGCUGCUGCCAGCCUGGCCCCGUGCUGUGUUUGCCUUCUGGAUGUCCCUGCGUGGCCGUGCCAUGCGGGAAGGGCACAGGAGCGGGGUGGGAUGGUGGCUGCCAUCCCCUCCCUGCAAGCGUUGGUUGGAGCCAGCACGGCCACCAUCACGUGCAGCAGCUCCUGGUUCAAACCCAGCAGGCACCCCUGGAACGGGAGCAAGGCUCCUCGGGAAGGGGCUCAGCGUGCUAGGAUGCGUUCCUCCUACCCCAGCUGGCCUGUGCUAUCCACGUCUGGGUGUAAGUGACACCCCCACCAUGCCAGGUCCUUGACCUGGGAGGAAUUGCUUGGCCACGCCGGCCACCUGACUGCUGGGGCAACCUGCUGCAGAGAGAGGCUUCGGCACAGCCUGGUGCCAGGGCGAAGGGGCUGCUUUGAUCCCACUCUCGGGGGGGCCACAUGAUCCA
Molecule: messenger RNA, 1200 nt
Organism: Anas platyrhynchos (mallard)
Lineage: Eukaryota; Metazoa; Chordata; Aves; Anseriformes; Anatidae
Source: RefSeq, a predicted model, not a curated record